GGAAACAAAACAAACUACACCAACAGUUUUUUGGAAAAAAAAUCCCAGGCACAAAUUAAACUGUAAAAAUUGGCGACAAAUCUGAUUGUCUUCUUCUGGCUAGCUGGUUUCCUGUAGGUUUUGAGGCAAUUCAAUGACGGUUUAUGGGGUUCCUCCUGUUAGUGUGGUUGGGGAAAGCUAUUGCGCCCCAUACCCCCUGGAGUUGAUUGUCAAGAAGAAGAUUAAAAAACUAUCCAACGCACAGUUUGAAGUAUUUGAUCUCAGUGGCAACCUCCUCCUCCAGGUAGAUGGUGGUGUCUGGAACUUCCAGUUGAAAAGAGUUUUGCGUGAUCCUGCUGGUUUUCCUAUCCUCACGAUCCGCGGAAAGGUACUUACACUAUGGCAUAAAUGGAAGGCUCAUGCAGGUGAAAGCACGGAUGACAGCAGUGUCCUUUUCACUGUAAAACAAUCCCGUCCUCUCCAAAUUAAAAAAGCGAUCAACGUCUUCUUGACCCCCACCUCCAAGAAAAAAGAAGCUGACUUUCACAUAAGCGGAUCUUAUACUUCUUUGUCAUUCAAACUUUAUGAAGGCCGUAGACUCAUUGCAGAGGUCAAACAUAACUUCACGCUUGAGAGUUUCUGCAAGGGGAAGGAAAGAUACAAGGUUAAAGUUUAUCCAGAGGUUGAUUAUGCAUUCGUUGUGGCGUUGCUCGUAAUUCUUGACGAGAAUGACACCCCUUGA
Messenger RNA from Populus euphratica (Euphrates poplar), 721 nucleotides. RefSeq names its product protein LURP-one-related 14-like. NCBI's taxonomy places the organism in Eukaryota, Viridiplantae, Streptophyta, Magnoliopsida, Malpighiales, Salicaceae. The coding region runs from base 134 to 721 and encodes 195 amino acids. The transcript is spliced from 3 exons. The record is from RefSeq and is a predicted model, not a curated record.